AUGUCGACUCCUGCAAGGAAGAGACUGAUGAGGGAUUUCAAGAGGUUGCAACAGGAUCCCCCUGCCGGUAUAAGUGGUGCUCCUCAAGACAAUAAUAUUAUGCUUUGGAAUGCUGUUAUAUUUGGGCCUGAUGACACCCCAUGGGAUGGAGGUACGUUUAAGUUGACACUUCAAUUCACAGAGGAUUAUCCAAAUAAGCCACCAACAGUGCGUUUUGUUUCUCGGAUGUUUCAUCCAAAUAUUUAUGCGGAUGGAAGCAUUUGCUUGGACAUCCUACAGAAUCAGUGGAGUCCUAUCUAUGAUGUAGCAGCUAUACUUACCUCCAUCCAGUCAUUGCUCUGUGAUCCAAACCCAAACUCUCCAGCAAAUUCAGAAGCUGCACGGAUGUUUAGUGAGAACAAGCGUGAAUACAAUAGGAGAGUCCGUGAGAUUGUUGAGCAGAGUUGGACUGCUGAUUAG
Prunus armeniaca (apricot) is the source of this 459-nucleotide messenger RNA. NCBI's taxonomy places the organism in Eukaryota, Viridiplantae, Streptophyta, Magnoliopsida, Rosales, Rosaceae. The record is from the annotation of a GenBank genome assembly.